AUGCAACUUCAAAUAAAGACAUUGUCGAAUGAAAAAUUUACUAUUGAAUGUGAAUUAUCUGAUACGGUAAGAACAAUUAAAGAAAAAAUAGCAGCAAAAGAUCUCAAGGAUAAAUAUGAAGUCGAUGGAGUAAAAUUAAUCUUCUCUGGGAAAAUCCUUGAAGACUCGAAAACACUUGAAUCUUAUUCCAUAAAUCAAGAUAGUUUUCUUGUUGUUGUUAAACAAGCCGCACCAAAAGCUCCAACAGUGGCAACAGGUGCAACUAAUUUGCCAAGCAAUGUUCCUUCAUCUGUUAGCCCACAAAAUAUACCAGCUGCUGCUGCACCACCAGCUCCAAGUUCGGUUCCACAACAACCUCGACCAACUCCAACGGAUAACCCUGCGGUUGCUUCUCAAGAUACAUUUCUAUCAGCUGAAGCACGCGAAAAAGCUUUACGUGAAUUGACAGAUAUGGGUUUUGAUCGUGGACAAGCUGAAUUAGCAUUGCGUGCAAGUUUUUAUCAUGUUGAACGUGCUGCCGAAUAUUUAAUUACAGGUACCAUUCCUAGUUUUACUGAAGCACCAGCAUCAAGUCAAGGAGGUGAGUCAGGACAAACACCUACUGGUUCAGAAAGCUCAACUGGUGGUAGAAGACCUGCUGGAGUUGAAGAUUUAUCUCAAUUGAGUCAAAGUCCACAAUUUCAAGCAUUACGUAAUUUAAUUCAACAGAACCCUGAGCAACUUCAAACGCUUUUGCAAACAUUACAAGCUACUCAACCGGAUCUUUAUCGAUUGAUUGAACAGCAGCCACAAGAAUUUCUUGAAUUAUUAAAUCAAGCUGAUGAAGGUGAUGAUGGCGGUGAUGACGAUGAUCCAUUGCAAGGUGGUGUUGGUGGCGGUGCUGGAGGUCAAGGUCCACCAGGAACAGUUACAAUAACACUUUCAGCUCAAGAUCAACAAGCAAUUAACAGAUUACAAGAUAUGGGUUUUGAACGAAACCGUGUUAUUGAAGCAUUUCUUGCUUGUGAUCGCAAUGAAGAAUUGGCAGCUAACUAUCUUUUGAGCAGCUUUGAUUAA
Molecule: messenger RNA, 1056 nt
Organism: Rotaria socialis
Lineage: Eukaryota; Metazoa; Rotifera; Eurotatoria; Philodinida; Philodinidae
Source: the annotation of a GenBank genome assembly